Molecule: messenger RNA, 843 nt
Organism: Ceratina calcarata
Lineage: Eukaryota; Metazoa; Arthropoda; Insecta; Hymenoptera; Apidae
Exons: 5
Coding region: 344-838 (164 amino acids)
Cellular component (GO): membrane
Source: RefSeq, a predicted model, not a curated record
GUGCAUAUUCUACAAACCGCCUACAUUUAGUGAAUCGUGAACCGCGAAACGUGUGGCAAAUUAUCCAAGGUUCAAUAAUAAUAUAUAAUAUCCGGUUAGCGUUUCUAUACUGAUAACGUGUGAAACGAAAAUACACGGUUGACCUUACGUCGGAAUUAUUUUUAUCUUAAUCUUAUUUGAAGAGUGCUUCCUGCGGUGCAUGAAAUCAUUCCGAUAUUAUAAAAUCUAUCGACUGUUGCGAAUUUACGCAAAGCAAAGAAUUGUUAAAGUUAGUUCAGUUUCGUUAUAAUUUUUUACCUAGAAAUAUAAAAAAUUACGAGAAUCGGCAACGAAGGAAACAACUAUGUCACAUUCGGUAACCAUCAGGACUCAUCAAACGGUGACGAGUAGUUCCACCGCGAUAAUAAUUAACUCCGGUUAUCUAAAAACAUGGAGCGGCAUACUUAAAUUGGUGCAAGUGGCAUUAGGUGCAGUGUGCGUGGGGAUAGCCGCCGAUCACAUUACGAAUCACUCAAGGUACAACUUCUUCACCACAGAAAUGUUUUUUCUAUUAAUAACAACGACGUUUAUGAUCGGUACUUUCCUCUUGCUCAUGAGUUGUUUAAUUUCUCUUUCGACGUCCUCAAUUAUGGCGAAAACCAUGCACGAAGUUCUCUAUCACUCUAUAGCUUUUGGAUUGUAUUUAUCUGCAGCAUUAACGUACAUGAUACGUUUGUCUGAUUACAAAGGUUACAGUGAAUAUGGAUUAUUAUUGGGCGCAGCAAUUUGCGGUUUGGUAAAUGCGGCAUUAUAUCUGUUUAGUACAAUAAUUGCUGUUCGCACGUAUAAAGGAUUUUAAAAACA